Messenger RNA from Odocoileus virginianus texanus, 2277 nucleotides. RefSeq names its product TNF superfamily member 8 (gene TNFSF8). Gene Ontology annotation, biological process: CD8-positive, alpha-beta T cell differentiation; immune response. The record is from RefSeq and is a predicted model, not a curated record. Gene Ontology annotation, cellular component: membrane. Gene Ontology annotation, molecular function: tumor necrosis factor receptor binding. NCBI's taxonomy places the organism in Eukaryota, Metazoa, Chordata, Mammalia, Artiodactyla, Cervidae.
AACCGUCAUUUUCCUACUCGCCCUCUGACAUCAGCCACCUUCUCUAUAGCUACAGUUUCUCUUCAGUCAAACUGAUCCCUGGCGAUGAAAAAUGAGCCUGUCCCCCACCCGUCCUGCCGCCUUUCGCCUCACGCCCCCAGAGAAGAGUUUCUUCGUGAGGCAGCCGGUGAAGGUUUUUUUCCAAGUCACAUGAUCCAGGAUGCAGGGGAAGAAUCCUUCUUGGAACAGAGAUGGGCCCAGAACCGAAUCAGAUGAGGAGAGAUAAGGUGUGAUGUGGGGAAGCCUAUAUAAGAAUGGACGCAGGGCUGCCGCGAGCACUCAACCCACUGGCCCCGUCUCACGACACAGCCAUGCAUGUGCCCGCAGGCUCCGUCACCAGCCACUGGGGAGCCACGGGCCGCGGGUAUUUCUGCUUCACCACGGCCUCGCUGGCUCUGUGUCUCGUCUUUGCUGUGGCAACCAUAAUGGUGUUGGUAGUUCAGAAGACGGACUCCAUUCCCAACCCGCUGGGCCAAUUCCCCCUUAAAGGAGGGAAUUGCUCAGAGGACAUCUCAUGUAUCCUGGAAAGGGCUCCAUUCAAGAAGUCAUGGGCCUACCUCCAAGUGUCAAAGCAUAUAAACAAAUCCAAGUUGUCUUGGAACAAAGAUGGCAUCAUCCAUGGAGUCAGAUAUCAGGAUGGGAACCUGGUGAUCCAGUUCCCAGGUUGGUACUUCAUCAUCUGCCAACUGCAGUUUCUUGUGAAAUGCCCAGAGCAUUCGGUAGACCUGAAGCUGGAGCUCCUCAUCAACAAAGAUGUCAAAAAGCAGACGCUGGUGACGGUGUGUGAGUCUGGAGUGCAAACCAAAAACAUAUACCAGAACCUCUCCCAGUUCUUGUUGGAACACCUUCAGGUCAACACCACCAUAUCGGUCGAGGUGGAUAAAUUCCAAUAUGUGGACACAAACACCUUUCCUCUUGAGAACGUGCUGUCCGUCUUCUUAUACAGUAGUUCAGACUGAACCACCCCUCCUGGCCUUUGGGAAGAAAGCAGCUCCCCACCACACAGCACUUAUCCUUCCAGACACUUGGGGAAAAAAAAAAGAAAACUUUAGGCCAAGACUGAAAAACACAAAGGGAAUUAAAUAGUACACUUCCAUCCCCUGGGAAGAUCCAACUCAGGGUUAAAAAGAGAGUUUUGAGUGAAGUAUCUUCCAGACAGAAGGCAGGGACGCAAUGUGGCAUGGUGGACAGAGCCACACAUGGGAACCAGGAGGCAUGGGUUUAGGCCCAGCCCCAUCACUAACUCACUGUGUGACCCGGAGCCAGUCCUUUCCCUUCCCUGGAACUUGGAUUUCAUGUCAGAAAAGCCAAGGGGCUGAGUUUUAAUCUUUCCAAGUCUCCUCCAUCUCAGAAGAGCAGCCUCUCUCGUCACAGACCUGAGAACUAAGAUCCCAGGUGCUGUUCCCGAAGCCCCCCGCCAAAGGAAAGGGCCCCACAUUGGCACUUAGUGACAGCACUUCGUAGCCUUCCGGCUGUCACGUCACCUCAGCAGAGUCGGGAGUUGGGGACGAGGGGCAGGGCACCUUGCUUGACAAACGGAAUCAACAGUAGCAUCUAAAGUCUGCGAAACUGACCCUCCUGCGUCUAUUGUCUUGCGGGUAUUUGGAAAACCACCCGGCCAGGCUUGACUCCGGCGGAACUGAGAGUGACAACAGGACAGCAACAGACAGCUUUUGUUUCCCGUCAGGAAAGUGCCGUGAGUUCGGCAGGCACUCAGCGCGCAUGCAGCCGUCACGGUGAUCAGCCGUUUGGUAAGAGAAGAGCGGCUGCUGUCUCCCACAUGAACUCUUUCCCCACUUCAAACAGCUCUCAGGAAACAACUCUGUGGAGGGUUUUUAAGGCCUCACUGUGUUGUUGACAGACAAUGACUCUGAAAAUGGUGAGGACUUCUGACGAACGGCCGCCUCCUCUCCUGAUCUGGAUGGCCAGGACAUUUCAACCUACAUUUACGUUUGUCCGUCUGUGAGGGAGCACCUUGUUUGAGAGAAGGACCACUGACUUGAAAUAUAAGCUCGUGAAGUUAUGCUUCAGAGGAAAAAGGAAUGCCUUAACUGCUAUGUAAAGGAAGGGAGUAAAGUUUGCAUUUUUCUCAGUCAGGAGGAAAGAAGAGAAAGGAGUCGGAACUCAGGGAAGUUUGUCAGAGAAGGACUAGAAAUGGUUUCAAAGAAGGGAAGAAAAAGAACAGCAGUGGUGGUAUGGAUGAGAGGAACUUCAGAGAAUAGAAAUGGCUAAGGGAAA